This is a messenger RNA of Prosopis cineraria, 1027 nucleotides long. RefSeq names its product two-component response regulator ORR9-like. The record is from RefSeq and is a predicted model, not a curated record. NCBI's taxonomy places the organism in Eukaryota, Viridiplantae, Streptophyta, Magnoliopsida, Fabales, Fabaceae. Gene Ontology annotation, biological process: cytokinin-activated signaling pathway; phosphorelay signal transduction system. Bases 309 to 836 code for a protein of 175 amino acids. The transcript is spliced from 5 exons.
AUAUAUAUAGUUGCCUCAAAAAGGUCAAAGGAAUAAUGAUGAACAAGUCGAAUAUUAAAUUCAGAAAAAGAAGACAGCAUCAUCAUCUUUGCUUGUUUUUCAAUUCAAGAAUCAACCUAGAAGAUCCUGCAGAUUCUGGAUGAAAUCCGAGUGAUUGCUUUUUCUCCAAACUGACAUUUUCUAUGAGGAUCUUGUAUCUUCUUCAUCAUCAUGGUUCCCCCCUUUUAAAAUGUCCUCAUUCUAUUUCAUCAUCUUCAUCUUCAUCUCUCUGAAUUCUCUUUUUCUCUGAUCUUUCUCUCUUUCUGGGUAUGGCUGCACAGGCACAGUUCCAUGUUCUGGCUGUUGAUGAUAGUCUGAUUGAUCGAAUGUUGAUUGAAAGGCUUCUCAAAACCUCAUCUUAUCAUGUAACUGCAGUGGAAUCUGGCAGCAAGGCUUUGAAGUUUCUGGGUUUGCAAGAGGAUAGUGAAAUGCAAGUAGGAACUGCUAUUGUUUCCGCAGAAAACCAUCAGGAUUUGGAGGUAAAUUUGAUCAUCACAGAUUACUGUAUGCCAGAAAUGACAGGCUAUGAUCUAAUGAGAAAAAUCAAGGAAUCUAAAUCUCUAAGAGAUAUACCUGUGGUGAUUAUGUCCUCAGAGAAUGUGCCAUCAAGGAUCAACAGAUGCUUAGAAGAAGGAGCUGAGGAAUUCUUUCUGAAACCAGUUCAGCAAUCAGAUGUAAACAGGCUCAAGCCUCAUUUGCUGAGAUCAAAGAUCAAGGAAGAAGACCAACUCAUUAAUAAUAAAAGAAAGAGCAUGGAAGAGAGCCAUUGUCAGGAUAAACCUAGGCCAAAAAUAUAGUUCAAAGUUUAACAAUUGAUAAAUAGGUUGAUAUUGUUUUGAUCAUUUUCCUCUUCUACCUCACAAGCUAAUAGAAGAGAAAGAGAAAUCAUUUCAUUUAAUUUUUCUUUUAUUUUCUUCAACUCUGGUCUUGUGGUUAAUGUUCAAUUAGAGUUAAUAAAUUUGAGGGCAUUGACACCUUUACUGUUGCA